Penicillium olsonii is the source of this 2814-nucleotide messenger RNA. The record is from the annotation of a GenBank genome assembly. NCBI's taxonomy places the organism in Eukaryota, Fungi, Ascomycota, Eurotiomycetes, Eurotiales, Aspergillaceae.
AUGGAUCCGCCGAUGACCCCGACACCUGGCGGUGCAGUCUCCCGACCGCCUCGUCCCUCGCAUUCAUCGAGCCCCAGCAAACGUCCACAGCGCAAGGAUUACCCACCUUCUGCUGAUAACAGCGCUAGCUAUCGCCCAAUGGGCGAUCGGGCCUCUGGGGGCCCAGUAGCCGUCUCCGAGGCUACCAACGAGACCCGCUUCGAUUCCCCCGCUGAUAAUGCUGGGAAAACCUCCAAGUCCUCUAAACGCAAGAAGAACCGCAAUCGCAAACGCCGCAACCGCCACCAAUCUUUUAUACCACCUGACCGCGAGCGUUCUGAGGAUAGCCCCAGGCCGAACGUAGGUGCUGGAGACGACUCAAUGGAGGCCGAUCGGCCAACCUCGAGGGACACUCAGUCGUUCUUCAAGCUGGGACACAAUUUGAGCAAUACAAGCUUGGAAAGCGAGGCGUUAUUAGAUCACCGCGAACAGCAUUCAAUGCGACCUCGCCGUGACAGUCGCCCUGGCUCGUCAUUCCGACCCGGCUCCCUACUAAACACUGUAUUCCGAUCGAACGAUGGACAAUCCCGCAAUACCCCCAGAGCAGGAAGAAGCCGCCAAUACCAAGACGAAGAUAGCGAGGAGGAGGCCAAUGAUCGGACGCCGUUGAUGCGGUCAGGUUCCAAUCAGAACCCCAACCACAAUCGCUAUGGAACAGACAGCCGUGCAGGUAUCUUCGCAAACCGGGCUCGACAACCCUCCGUUCAGACAGUCUCCUCCGGUUGCUCGCCCAGGGACAACCGUAGCCCGCUAUAUUCCCCCGCUCUUGACCGAGACUACGAUGUCAACAACCCGCCAUCAAUCCCUGGGUCUCCAAAGGUGGGCCCCGAGAUGGGGUACGAGGACGCAGUUGUAACUGGGGCGGACUGGGAUUUCACAUUGGCGCGGUCUUUGGAAAACCGCAGGGACUCGCUUAACAUUCUCAAUGAUACCCUGAUUGAUAUCGAUGGGAGCGGUGUACACCCGCAUUCUGCGCCAUCUUCGUGCCCCGGGUCACCACGCCUUUCUCCGCAGCCGGAUGCGCGACGGAGGCGAACCGUGGCUCUUCCCGCCGCAGAAGACGUGUGCUUCCCCACCGAGACAAUCUCAGAGAUUGGAGACGAGGGACCUAGGCAGAUGGGCAACGAGAUCGGUGAGCGCCGAAGGCGCAGGCACCGACGAUGGCCCGAUCUGUCUGCCUUGGAAGAAUGGAGCCGCGAGGAGAAGGAGGGACGCAAUGGGGACUUUGGAGCCAAGAAGAUCAGUGAGCCGAUGCUCAUCGAAGGUCGGCUACGCCCCCAAUACAAAACUUGGAAGCGCGAGGAAGACGAGGCACCUUACCGGUUCACUUACUUCAACGAGGAGUUCCCGAGCACUAUCCAUGCUCAAACCAUAUCAGAGCUGGUGCAGCCUGGUAGCAGCUUCCGGGAUUUGUUCAUCCCCGAGCCUCCAGAGCUGGAGGACUCGUCGGAUGAUUCAGACACAGACGAUGAGACAUUCAUGGACAACCCAAAUAACCACCCCCAUCUUGGCAGCAAGCCAGCCUCUCACCCGGACAUACAGGGUAUGAGCCAGCCUCAGGGCCAAGGCCAUCAAACCAACGUCAAGCCCUCCACGACGGCUCCGAAUCUCUCAAUACCUGCUGCACGCGAUACAGCGGAUCUUAUCUCUGGAACCGCUCCUCCUGUUCGGGGUCCCUCGCGGUUAUCCGUCAUCAGUGAAGGGCGCGCCGACUCCAACCGUGAGCUGUCACCCACACAAUCGAACCCUCCUCAGGACCGAACUUCUCGACCCAAACCGAAACGGUACGGGCCGCGGCCCACUUUCUGGCUUGACGUUCUCUCCCCGACGGAUGCAGAAAUGCGUACGAUCGCAAAGGCAUUCGGCAUUCACGCUCUGACCGCAGAGGAUAUUAUGAUGCAAGAAGCUCGAGAGAAAGUGGAGUUGUUCCGAAGCUACUACUUUGUCCACUAUCGCACGUUCGAACAGGAUACCAACAGCGAGGAUUAUCUCGAGCCUGUGAAUAUGUAUGUGGUCGUAUUCCGUGAAGGCGUCAUUUCCUUCCAUUUCUCUCAAACACCCCACCCGGCCAAUGUGCGCCGUCGCAUUCGGCAAUUGAUGGAUUAUCUGAUCUUGAGCUCGGAUUGGAUCUCAUACGCCUUGAUCGACGACAUCACGGACGUCUUCGGGCCGCUCAUCCAAGCCAUCGAGGAUGAAGUUGACGAGAUCGAUGAAAUGAUCAUGCAGAUGCACUCAUCCUCAUCAGGCAAGGAGGGCUCGUCAAAUGACAGCGUGCUCCCAUCCUUCGCCCCGGGCGAAAUGCUUCGACGCGUUGGAGAAUGUCGCAAAAAGGUCAUGGGACUGUAUCGAUUGCUUAGCAACAAAGCAGAUGUAGUCAAGGGCUUUGCCAAGCGUUGCAAUGAGCAAUGGGAGGUUGCACCCAAGUCCGAAAUUGGUCUCUACUUGGGUGAUAUUCAAGAUCACAUUAUGACCAUGACAGGCAACUUGACGCAUUACGAAACGAUCCUCUCCCGCGCGCAUUCCAACUAUCUAGCGCAGAUCAACAUUCUCAUGAACGAGCGCCAGGAGCAUACUGCCGAUGUGUUAGGCAAGCUGACUGUCCUUGGUACCAUUGUGCUACCCAUGAACAUCAUCUGCGGCAUGUGGGGAAUGAACGUGAAGGUGCCGGGUCAGGACAUUGACAGCCUGACCUGGUUCUGGUGUAUUACCGCUGGACUGGUUGUAUUUGCCUUGGUCUCGGUCAUCAUUGCCAAACGGGUCUACAAAAUUGUAUAG